This is a messenger RNA of Serendipita indica DSM 11827, 1464 nucleotides long. The record is from the annotation of a GenBank genome assembly. Lineage: Eukaryota; Fungi; Basidiomycota; Agaricomycetes; Sebacinales; Serendipitaceae.
AUGGACGCAGAACAACUGAAAACGGUGGCCAUUGCGCUGGGAGCGCUGUCGUUGCCAGCACUAUAUAUGCUCCUGAAACCUAAAGCAUCAAUUCCUGGUCCCCCGGGUCUUCCCCUUAUCGGUAAUGCGCUCGAUUUCCCAAUGGUCGAGCCUUGGCUCGUCUGGGAAAAGUGGAGAAAGCAAUACGUCUGUCUGGAAAUCUUCAAAGUGAAAAUUGUCAUGCUCAACGAGCCACGUCUAAUCACCGAAAUGCUGGAUAAGACGCCGGCCAGCUCAGGACGUGCAAUAUUCUACGUCUUAGGUGAACUGCAAGUAUUCUCUACUUCCAUAGUUGGCUGGGAAAACUCUACCGCUGGAUUGCAACCUGGACCUCGCCACAGAGAAGCCAGAAGAGCAUUCCACGAGACAAUAGGGAAACAAGUUCUUCACCGCUACUCUGAGCUCAUCGAGAGGAAGAUUCGCAAGCUCGCAGUCAAUCUACUCGAAUCUCAAGGAGAGAAAGCGUUGGUCCCAGAAUACAUCAAGCACGCUAUCGCGGGUAUUACAGUCAAGGUGACCUAUGGCAUCGACAUUGCGGACAAAAAUGAUCCCAUCAUGGCCGACGCCCAAAUCACCAUUAACCAUUUUAAUGAAAACACCAAACCAGGCUCACAAAUGGUCGAGUUUUUCCCUUUCCUCAAGUACGUGCCGGGUAUGCGCUACAAGAGGAUGGUACCACAAUGGAGGAAGGAGGUUAAUAAAGUCCUCGAGGCACCAGCUAAUAUUGUCAUGGAUGAGCUACGCCAAGGUAUCGUCAAGCAAACGGUAGCUCAUGAACUCUUGCAAGAACCAAAUAUGUCACCCGAACGGCUCAGCGACAUUCAGUGGAUGCUCGCAUCCAUCUACUUUGGUGGCAUCGAUACGACAGCAAACUCAAUCAACAGCGCCGUCCUUGCCAUGGCACUAUAUCCCGAGGUCCAAAAGAAGGCACGAGAUGAAAUAGAGAGGGUAUUGGGGAAAGAUCAACUUCCGACCGCAAAGGAUCGCAAAAGCCUACCCUACAUCGACGCUUUCAUCAAAGAAGUCACGCGUUGGCACCCAAUCGUCGCGAACGGUGGUCCUCGUCGCCUUACAGAGGAUACCAUCCUUGAAGGCUAUGUGCUUCCAAAGGAGACAAUUGUCUUGUCCAAUCUAUGGGGUAUCUGUCACGACGAUCGAUUCUUCUCAUCCCCGCAUGAAUUUCUUCCUGAGAGAUUCCUCGAGUCGGAUGAUCCAAAUGCGCCUACCGCAUUGUACGAGCCAUGGAACAUUGUCUUCGGUGCUGGAAGGCGAGUAUGUCCAGGAAGGGAUCUCGCAGACCUGGAGAUCUGGUAUGCAGUUGCUACAAUCUUUGCGACGCUGCACAUCGAACUCGCUCCGGGAGAGCACAAGACGGCCGCAUUUCUUUCUGGAACUAUCAGGUAUCCUUUACCUACCGAUUUUUAA